This is a messenger RNA of Gossypium raimondii (Peruvian cotton), 1993 nucleotides long. RefSeq names its product probable serine/threonine-protein kinase PBL28. Gene Ontology annotation, molecular function: ATP binding; protein kinase activity. The transcript has 7 exons. Gene Ontology annotation, biological process: protein phosphorylation. NCBI's taxonomy places the organism in Eukaryota, Viridiplantae, Streptophyta, Magnoliopsida, Malvales, Malvaceae. Bases 887 to 1732 code for a protein of 281 amino acids. The record is from RefSeq and is a predicted model, not a curated record.
GAAAUAAUAAAUAUGGACCAAUCUCUUACCUUGUCAUUUUCAUAACGUUUUGAAUUUCUAAGAUAGUGAGAGCCGACGGUUUGGAGGAAAUUAAUCAUACACAAGUCUGGCACUAAAACGAAAUUAUGAAAGCACCCUCUCAACACCCACCCUCAAUUUCUCCUUUCAAAAGCUAAUAAACUUGAAUGGAGGGAGGGAAAGAUAGCAAUAGCAACAGUAGCUUCAAUUUCAAAACCAACUUUUUAUUUUAUUUUUGCCCUUUCAUCUGCUUUUUCUUUUCCUUCAAGUACUACAUCUCUCUUUCUAACUGAUAUAUGUUGGUUGGAAAAAAUGGUGUUGAGUACUCUUUAAAUCUAACUCCACUUGCUCCAUACGUGUCCCUGUACUAUCUAACCUCUUUCAGGCAAAUCCUCAGAACCAUUUCCUUUUCUUUAUAUUGUUUCGAGCAUCCACUUAAUAAAAGAAGUAGCCUAAGUCUUGAUCUCUUCAUGUGUUAUCUUCAUUUAUUUUACGACACCUAGCUAAUUCUCAUAAUUCCACAACCGCCAUGCAACUAGACUCUUGUUCCAUUUGUCAGUCAAUUCAAUCAUCAAGCAUUGAUAUAAUAAUGCCUUUCCGGUUAGUCUCAGCAUGGAACAAGCGCCGCAGAAGCAACAACCAGGAUCAUACUGACCCCUGGAUUCACAAACCUGCAGAGUACUGGGAAAUUGAAGAUCAAACACUCCGGCCAACAAAACGGUGCCAUGGAUCAUCAGUUUUCACACUCAAGGAGAUGAAGGAGGCAACAAGCUCUUUCAGUGAUGAGAAUCUGCUUGGGAAAGGAGGAUUUGGCCGAGUCUACAAGGGCACUCUACGAUCAGGAGAGACAGUAAUGUAGCAAAGAGUGAUGGAAACAUACAAAUGCUCUCUCUGUAUUCUGAAGGUUGUUGCAAUCAAGAAAAUGGAGCUGCCACCACUCAAAGAAGCUGAAGGAGAACGUGAGUUCCGUGUAGAAGUUGAUAUCUUGAGCAGACUUGACCAUCCAAAUCUGGUUUCGUUGAUAGGUUAUUGUGCAGAUGGAAAGCAUCGGUUUCUAGUCUACGAAUACAUGCAAAAAGGGAACCUGCAAGAUCACUUAAAUGGUAUUAGUGAGAAGAAAAUAGAUUGGCCUUCAAGGCUCAAAGUGGCAAUUGGUGCAGCCAGAGGACUUGCUUAUCUCCAUUCUAGUUCUGAUGGAAGAAUUCCAAUAGUUCACAGAGAUUUCAAGUCCACAAAUGUUCUUCUAAACACCAACUUCGAAGCAAAGAUAUCUGACUUCGGACUAGCCAAACUGAUGCCAGAGGGCCAGGAGACUGAUGUGACUGCCAGAGUUCUUGGCACAUUUGGCUAUUUUGAUCCCGAGUAUACAUCAACAGGAAAAUUAACUUUAAAAACUGAUGUCUAUGCAUUCGGAGUGGUUCUUCUAGAGCUUUUGACGGGACGCAGAGCUGUGGACUUAAACCAGGGACCAAAUGACCGAAACCUUGUACUCCAGGUUAGGCACAUUCUGAAUGACAGGAAGAAAUUACGAAAGGUGAUCGACCCAGAGAUGGCUCGAAGUUCAUACACCAUUGAAUGUAUAGCUAUGUUUGCAAACCUGGCAUCACGCUGUGUCCGUGUUGAGAGCAGACACAGGCCCUCAAUGUCAGAAUGUCUGAAAGAACUCCGACUGAUUUUCUGUACAAAUGCAAAAGGCCUAGGGCAUGGCUUUUAGGAUGGGUUGAGAAAUGUGGAUCUUUCACCAGCUGUGAAAAUUUAAAUCCUAUCAACAAUAAGGACACUUCAAAUUAUGAAAAAACACUAUUACCAGGGCAAUUGGGAAAAAUACAUGAAAACAUAAGGUAUUUGAGUUAUCUAUGAGUCAAAACAAAAACAACUUUAGUAGGACCACGUCGAAAGUCAUUCCAUGGUAAGGAAACUAUUGGAGAACUGAAACUUUUUAAGAGAUAAUAUUUCCUCAGUACUUUUAGUUCUA